This is a messenger RNA of Drosophila erecta, 1158 nucleotides long. RefSeq lists its product as uncharacterized. Lineage: Eukaryota; Metazoa; Arthropoda; Insecta; Diptera; Drosophilidae. The coding region runs from base 442 to 909 and encodes 155 amino acids. The transcript is spliced from 4 exons. The record is from RefSeq and is a predicted model, not a curated record.
AUCUUGGCAUCAUCUGCGAUCGUUUCAAGCUGAGCUCCCAGUUCAAGUGGCCAGCUCAGUCGAUCGGGAGGUCUGUAGGAGGCAGCACCUCGAUGUGCCAAGCAUAUGUAUCUAGAUCGCCAGUUGGAUCAACACGCGAUAAUCCAAACAGUUGGCCCAAUGUUUACUCGUGCGGGGAAAGCACCGAAGCUAUAGGGCAAUAAAAGUGAAGGGGUGUACUACCGAGAGUUUUUAUUUUCAAGCGCUCGCCAUUUUGGGGGCAGUAAACGGGGACUUUUCUGCAGCUAUCUCAAGUGUGCUCGUUCGUCAAGCAAAAUCAAGUUCAGGAAAAGCAAUAAUAACAUGAAGUCUUUUUAGGUACAAAAAUUACAACGGCUCUCAAUACGACAUAGUACUUCAAUAUAAAUAGUUCAAUCACAUUCGCCAACCGGAAAUAAAAACAUGAAUAAUAACUCGAAAGUUUUGACCAUUGGAACUGAGAGCGCUGAUCUUGUAAAAGGAUCAGAGGAUCCUAAAAUUCCUAAAGAGUUGUCUGUGUCGCAUUUAGAAAAGCACUUACAGAAAAUUCUCCUUAAUGGCGCAAAACCAUUGACAAAUGUUUGUGAUGAAGGAUCAGUCGGAAGAUUUUCGGCGAAGGAAAGUAAGAAAAACAGAUUCUACUACGAGUUUGGACCGGGUGACAAGAUAAAUGGUUGGAUGAUUAGCGGUCCCACUUUUGAUGCCAAAGAUAUUCUAAGACGACUAAAGAAUGUCAUCAGCAAGGAGCACUGGAUAUCUGAUAAUGUGGCUAAGUAUCCAAAGGAUUCAAGAGACUUUAUAAUCCGAACUGCAUUCAACGCUUUGGACGAGGAAAGCUCAGAUAUUUACUCGUAUUUGUGCUACCUAAAUGAAAAUUCUAAGAGGAGGUGAACUUGGAAACAUAAACAGAUAUAAUUUGCCAUUCACCCUUCCCUAUAAACAAAACAAGAACCAUCACUAAUUCAGAGCUUUUGCCUGAACUUUCCCACGAAAUGAUUUCAUUAGAAAAUAAAUAAAAGAACUGUUCUCAAUGCAAACGGACAGCAAUAAGACUGAACCAGAACCUAAAAUGACGUCCACAAGCAGCGUUUUAAAUAUUGGAAGUGACAGCGAAGAAUUAAUUACAAAUUGCCGAAGACA